Molecule: messenger RNA, 1734 nt
Organism: Dichotomopilus funicola
Lineage: Eukaryota; Fungi; Ascomycota; Sordariomycetes; Sordariales; Chaetomiaceae
Exons: 5
Coding region: 1-1734 (577 amino acids)
Molecular function (GO): catalytic activity; iron-sulfur cluster binding
Source: RefSeq, a predicted model, not a curated record
AUGUUCUCCCUUCCCGCCCGUCUACCCCGGGCCUUGUCCCGCCGCGGCCCGUCAACCCUCCCACAUUCUCGGAUCCCGACCCAGAUCCAGAUCCAAACACAGACCCCCAAACGCUCCGUCGGAUCUGCCCCCCGACUCCAAGCUUACAUUUCCGAUAUUCGCCAGACGAACAACCACAACCACCUCCUCGACGGCGGGCCUGGCAUCCUCCCCCAUACUCAGAGUUUUGGCAACAGCAAUAAUAACAGCGCGACAAGAACGAUACCGAUUCGCGAGGCACGAGCUCCUCCCCCAGCUAUUGCAGCUACUCCUACUCCUGCUCUUAUAACCCCCUCGACAAACCUUACAGGUUUACCAGCCCCUGCAGAAGAGUCAAUGGUACCAUCCGUGGUCUCCUCCCACGCACAGCAGCUACAGAACCGUGAGGAGUUCUGGCGCAAGGUACCCAUCUGGCGGGAUGUUGCGGCAGAGGAUUUCCUGUCGUAUAGUUGGAGUACCCGAAACAUGGUCGAGACCAAAGCCCAACUGCACCAGUUCCUGCAAGCUACCCUGCCCGACGAGGUUCCCUGCGACGGUCUCAACCCCAACGCCACCGUCAAAGGGCAGACCCAGACCCGCGAGGCCUUCAUGUCGGAUGUCUUCGAGGGCAUCACAGCCGCGACAAUGGCGGUGCGGAUGACCCCCUACAUCCUCAGCCGAAUCAACUGGCUCGACCCGCGCAACGAUCCCAUCGCAAGACAAUUCCUCCCUCUCAAAUCCCGCAUGAUCCCCGACCAUCCCAAGCUGGCACUCGACUCUCUACACGAAGAAGCCGACUCACCAGUCAAGGGGCUGGUCCAUCGGUAUCCCGACAAGGCUUUAUUUCUGCCAACAUCCGUCUGCCCAACCUACUGCACCUUCUGCACACGAUCCUACGCCGUCGGCGCCUCCACUCCCACCCUCUCCAAAACCCCCUUCAAGCCCGGCCGGCGCCGGUGGGACGCCGUAUUCGCCUACAUCGCCUCCCAGCCCCAGCUGCACGACAUCGUGGUCUCCGGCGGCGACGCCUACUACCUCCAACCGGACCAACUAACCGAGAUUGGUGAACGACUCCUAGCGUUGCCGAAUAUUCGGCGGUUUCGGAUUGCGUCCAAGGGGCUGGCGGUUGCGCCGGGGCGGGUGUUGGAGGGGCGGUUGGGGGAGAAGAAGGGGGCUGGGGAUGGAUGGGUGGAUGCGAUGGUUGGGUUGGCGAAGAAGGCGAGGAAGGUCGGGAAGGCGAUGGCGUGGCAUACGCAUUUUAAUCAUCCGCGGGAAGUGUCGUGGGUGACGGAGAUGGCGGCGCAGCGGUUGUUUGAGGAAGGGGUGAUGGUGCGGAACCAGACGGUGCUGUUGCGUGGGGUGAAUGAUGAUGUGGCGACGAUGGGGGAGUUGAUUCGUGUUUUGGCGGAUAAUAAGAUCUUUCCCUACUACGUCUACCAAUGCGACAUGGUCAAGAGCGUCGAGCACCUUCGCACCCCGCUACAAACCAUCCUCGAUCUCGAGGCCCAGCUGCGUGGUUCCAUCGCCGGCUUCAUGAUGCCCUCGUUCGUCGUCGACCUACCCGGCGGCGGGGGCAAGCGUCUGGCCUGCUCGUACGAGUCGUACGACCGCGCCACGGGUGUGUCUACGUACAGGGCGCCCGCGGUCACGGGACGGGAUAAGGAGAACCGGGUGUAUGAGUACUAUGACCCGGUCGGGGAAGUCUUGAAGGGUUGA